GAGGAAGAUGGCGGCGGGGGCGAGGUGAGGUGUUGGCAGUAGAAAGGAGUUUGGGCGCGGGGGGUGGGGGGCCCCGGAGCGAUGGCCCGCGCCGGCAGCAGGGGCGGAUAAAAAGCUGUCGCGCCGCGGGUGUGGGAAGGAGGGAGAGGAGGGCGCCCGAACGCCACAAGAGUAUGACGGGGCUGUACGAACUGGUGUGGCGGGUGCUACACGCGCUGUUCUGCCUGCACCGCACGCUCACCUCCCGGCUCCGCGUUCGGUUCGGCACCUGGAACUGGAUCUGGCGGCGCUGCUGUCGCGCCGCCUCCGCCGCGGUCCUAGCGCCGCUCGGCUUCACGCUCCGCAAGCCGCCGGCGGUCGGCAGGAACCGUCGUCACCAGCGGCACCCUCGCGGGGGGCCGGGUCCCGCCGCCGCCCACCCGCGGCUGCGCUGGCGCGCGGACGGUUGUGCCCUGCAGAAGCUGCCUGUGCACAUGGGCCUGAUCGUCACUGAGCAGGAGCAGGAGCCCAGCUUCUCGGACAUCGCCAGCCUCGUGGUGUGGUGUAUGGCCGUGGGGAUCUCCUACAUUAGUGUCUACGACCACCAAGGUAUUUUCAAAAAAAAUAAUUCUAGAUUGAUGGAUGAAAUUUUAAAACAACAGCAGGAACUUUUGGGUCUGGAUUGUUCCAAAUACUCAACAGAGUUUGCAAAUAGUAAUGACAAAGAUGAUCAAGUUUUAAAUUGCCAUUCAGCAGUGAAGGUGCUGUCCCCAGAAGAUGGAAAAGCAGAUAUUGUGAGAGCUGCUCAGGACUUUUGCCAGUUAGUAGCCCAGCAGCACAAGAAAUCAGCAGAUUUGGAUGUAGAUAUGUUAGACAAUUUACUUCGUUCAAAUGGUUUUCCUGAUCCUGAUUUAGUAUUGAAGUUUGGUCCUGUGGACAGCACAUUAGGCUUUCUUCCUUGGCAAAUCAGAUUGACUGAAAUUAUCUCUUUGCCUUCCCACCUAAACAUCAGUUAUGAGGACUUUUUCUCUGCCCUUCGUCAGUAUGCAGCCUGUGAACAGCGUUUGGGAAAGUAAUGAUCACUGGUUGUGUAAUUUGAUUUCAGGCUUUAGAGAAAAGGACCCAAGUGACUCUGAUGUUUACAAAGCACCCAUGAAACCCUGUACACAC
Messenger RNA from Castor canadensis (American beaver), 1149 nucleotides. RefSeq names its product NUS1 dehydrodolichyl diphosphate synthase subunit (gene Nus1). The record is from RefSeq and is a predicted model, not a curated record. NCBI's taxonomy places the organism in Eukaryota, Metazoa, Chordata, Mammalia, Rodentia, Castoridae. Gene Ontology annotation, molecular function: ditrans,polycis-polyprenyl diphosphate synthase [(2E,6E)-farnesyl diphosphate specific] activity. Gene Ontology annotation, cellular component: endoplasmic reticulum membrane; dehydrodolichyl diphosphate synthase complex.